Molecule: messenger RNA, 13907 nt
Organism: Pangasianodon hypophthalmus (striped catfish)
Lineage: Eukaryota; Metazoa; Chordata; Actinopteri; Siluriformes; Pangasiidae
Product: dynein heavy chain domain-containing protein 1
Exons: 43
Coding region: 289-13905 (4538 amino acids)
Biological process (GO): microtubule-based movement
Cellular component (GO): dynein complex
Molecular function (GO): ATP binding; minus-end-directed microtubule motor activity; dynein light intermediate chain binding
Source: RefSeq, a predicted model, not a curated record
UAUUUUUUUAACAUUCAAAACUAAGCAUAAAAAACAAGUAUUUGUUUUCUCGUUGCUAUUUUUUUAUAGUAGUAAACAAACUCUGCCAACCAAAAUGGCAAUUCCUCCUCCACAGGGGUCUGUUUCUAAGGGAAACGGAGUGCGUAGCGACACAUAAACACAACAGAAGCAGCGCUGGCUGCAAGCUUGCAGUUUUCCACUUGUUAUGAAAAUGGACGUGAAAGUAGGGAAUAAUCCAAACUGUCCAUCAAAAUAAGGACUUUUGUCUGUUACUUGUUUGCUGCAACCAUGUCUACAGCUAAAAAAGAUGUUCACAAAGACACAACCAAGCUGACAGCUUUCAGGAGAAACAGCCAUGACAGAUCAUCAGCCCAUAAUCCAGGAUCUGCUCCUACUUUACCUCUCCUGACAUACCACUCUCCAACAUUUAUGGGUGAACCCACAACUGAUCACCCUCUCAACAAGCCUCAGAUAUCACAGUUCUGUGACAUAUCUGUUGUUGAGCUUCCUCAGUUGGUAGCAGCAGUGGGUCCAGAGGUGGCAAUGGCAGAUUCUGUAUGGACGGAGGGACCUGGUCUGAUAUCAUCUGCUCUCACUGCUGAUAUUCCUCUCAGAGUAAUUAAACACCCUCAGAAAGUAAAGACAGACUCUCUAGGUGAGGACAUAUCCAAACAAGGCUCCACAGAGGGAACCGAGAUUGGAAAAGAGAGUAAGAUCAAGUGCAGUCCUCUUACUGGCAUUGAGGUGUUUGAGAUCUUUGCACAAAAAAAACACCUGGGGGGGCUACAGUUUUACCAUCUGAAGGUUUCUGAAGAUGGUCUGUAUAGACCCUAUGAUCUGCAUGUGGUCCCAUGCAGCAAAGCAGGCUCGGAUCACUACAUCUUUUCGCCCACCUCAGUGAUUCAUGUGAAGGAUGGCUGUAGUGUUGGGCUCUUGAAUCUAGCAGAGUGGUAUCGUGAAGCCAUAUUAUGGAAAGCCCUGAGAGAUAUCCCGUUUUUCAGAGACUAUCUACUACAUAAGGCUUUCACCAGAUGGCGCAGAAACGUGUGUCAUGUCUCAUUUCAACGCAAGUGUAAGCACCUUCAGUCUCAGUUACUGAUAGCUGUUCCCCAGUUCAGGGAAGCUUUAUUUCAUUUGACCAGACUAAUUGAAAAGCUUGAAAAAGUGCACUGGCUACCACAGGAUGUGUCAAACACAUACACACUUACUGAAUUCCAGACCGCACUGUUGAAAAGCAGUCAGCAAUCUCAAAGCUUCGUAGAGAAAUUCUUACAUAACCGCUCUCUGAUACUGACUACGGUACAAGAGACUUGCUACAAAACAUACCAGGAAUUACAACAAGAAGUGGAAGGAUUUCAGCUAAGCCAAUGCAGCCAGCCUUUGCAUCUUCAGCAGGCCUUGAUUAGGAGCCUUCAAAAAAAGCUGAACCAGACUGGUCAAGUCCUUCAAAGGCUGGGAAACUUCACAGCUCUUAUGGACUGCAUGAUUGUACAAAACCUUGUUUCUGUCACUCACCGUGAGCUCAUGAUCUACUUCAAUAAGGUUUUGAAGAGGGAACAGAAAAAUCAGGGCAGUCUUUUCCAGGCAGAGCUGACAUUUGGAGUAGGUGGUCAGCUUGCUCUGUUUCCAUCUAUGCACCUGUUUCAGGAGCUGCUGCUUAGAGCAUUGUUAUCUGUGGUUGGCUCUACUCUACAGGCUGUUGAUGCCUGCAAUAAUCCACCAGAUUCUAAAGCUUCUUUGACUGCUAGUUUCUCUUUUGUCCGUGGUUUCCAACAGCCUACUCCUGGCAUUACAAAUAACAGAAGUGUUCCUGUCAAGAGAGCAUAUAAAAAGAAUGGAUCUACACUCACAAGUACUGGCAGUUUUCCCUCUAAGGAGGAGUCUUGUGUUGUAUCAAACACAAAGUUGGUGCUUCCCAAACUGAGCUCUUUUAGUCUUCAAGGUCAGAGACUGAAUGAAAAGUUCUUCCCUCUGUCCAGAAAACAGCUAGAAUGGCACCUGCACCACCAUGCUGGGGCAGAGGAGGUUGAAAAACAGCAAGCCAGAAUUAUACAGGAAGCCCUCCAAGAGAUCCAGCAACUGUGUGAAAGGCAUUCUGGGUUGGUAGAUGCUUAUUUGUUUGCCAGUCAGUGGAGCCCAGCUUCACUGGAGAGCAUGCGAGGAUGGCCUGCCCCUAAAUAUAAGGAACACCUCCAGAUGAUAAAAUCCUGGAUCAAUCAAGUACACAAUGUGCCUGCUGCUUUUACCAUAUCCAAUAAGCUCAUCACUAUUAACUGUUCACAUAUCCAAGAGUUGCUAGAGCCCUUACUGAACACCAUGGAGAAGGAUGUUUUAAAUUUGAUGUCUAAGGAACUGCAGUUGUGUGCUGAAAACCUGAUAAAUGAUCUGAAGAAAUGUAUGGCAUGCCUUAAGCUUGAGCCCACUGACCUCAAUGAGUUUGCAGAUUAUGCUAGCAUGGUAAAAUGCUACAAGGAAACUGAUUUGCACCAAAAGCUAGAAAACCUGUGCUCCCUUCAAAAAACUAUUCAGCUGAAUGUUAGAAACAUGAUUCCUGAGGAAGUUACAUUGAUUGAGGAGACAUUUGCCCUGUGGAAUCAGUUUGUUCCUCUGCUGAGAACAGCAACAGAGAGAGUCAUGCAGCAACUGCCAUCCAUGAUUAACACUCUGGACAACACAUUUUCCUCCCUGACUAAACAACUAGAAGAUCUGGUCUGCAGUGCCACCACUGGACCUUAUCUGGACCUAAAUCAGAAUUCUGGCCAAAUAAUUCCUAAUCUCAGGAUAAAGUCUAGACAGCUACAUAUGAUAGUUGCACAACUGAAUGAGCUGAGUAGGAACAACCAAAGCCUGAGAGGGCAGCCAUUAGAUCUCUCAUUUGUGAUGACAGCCAAGCAGAAUAUGGAAGCACGGAAAGAGCUGUGGGAGCUAAUGGACGUGUCCACUUUACAGAUUCAGGAAUGGAGGCUCAUUCUGUUUAGCAAGUUCGUAGUAUCCGAAGCCCAGCAUAAGGUAAAUGAAUGGUGUCAGCAAGCAAAUUCUUUAGCGAAAGUCAUCCCCUCUUCUGAUGAAGUGCUUCAGGAAACUUUACUUGUAUUUGAGAGGUUCAGCCAGCAGCUCUCACUGUUAGCCAAACUAAGCAGCCCUACAAUGAAGCACAAACACUGGGCAAACAUAUUUAAAGAUGUGGACCUGCUAGCUGACCGAGGAGAAAACCUAACCGUAGGUGAUCUUAUGUCCAGAGAACUGUGGGAGCAUCAAAAUAAAAUUAGCAAGAUCUGCAUUGAAGCCAAAGCUGAAGCAGACAUGGAGCAAGCAUUCCAGAGGCUUCAGCAGAGCUGGGAAGGGACAGUAUUCAGACUUACAAAGUUCAUUCUUAAUGUCAGUCAGAAGAAGAAUCCACAGUGUGGGGUAACACAAAAGAUAAAGCCUUCUGCUGACUUUGAAUUGACCCAAAAUGCUUCACAACAGAAUUCCAGUAGCAGUGGAACUUUUACCAUAAUGGAUCUAGAAACUCUGAUGGCCCAGGCUGAGGACAAUGUUAUGACUCUGUCCAGCAUGCUUUUUUCUCCUCAUGUCUGCGAUUUCAAAAGAGAGGUAGAAAUUUGGGUCCAGCUCUUGCAGGAACUUGAGGACCUUCUAGAUGUUUGUGAAAGAUAUCAGCAAAAGUGGAUAUUCCUUAGCAGAAUUUUUUAUGAGAUGUCUGUGAGCACAAAAAACAUAGAAUUGAUAAAGAAGUUUUCCCCAGUGGAUCAGAUGUUUCGUGAACUGAUUCAGGCUAUAUCAAGUGACCCACAUGUGCUGAAUUUUGUUACAUUGGGGAAGACUAGAGAGACAAAUUGUGACUUCCACAGACAACAUUUACGCAUUAUCCUCAUUAAAGGACUCACAGCAAUGGAGGAAAUUUGCAGUCAGUUAUUGUAUCUUCUAGACUCACCACGUAGUGAGUUCCCCAGGCUGUGCUUUCUCAGUGAUGGGGAGGUGAUUGAACUUCUCUCACUGCAUCUGACACCAUCCUCCCUUCUACCAUUUGUACGCAAAUGCUUCAGAGGAGUACAGUGGUUUGAGGUUGACAGCAAUAGUAAAAAUGAAAUGACAAACCAAAACAGUGAGCCAGAUCUUCCCAGCACUCAGAUGUGGAUAAAUGGUGUAUAUGGAAUGCUAAAGGAACAUGUACCCUUUGUCUGUCCUCUUAAACUUAAUUUAAACCCUGUAGUUUGUCUUGAUCAUUUGGAGAAAAAUUUACAUCAAACAGUUAAACAGCUUAUUUUGAAAUGCAUUGCUGCACGACAGUGCCCUGAACCAGAAGAAAAUAGUCCUGAACAGUCUAAAAAAGUUGAUGAUAAUAUCCCUACACAAGACCAUGCUUGCAAUUUCAUCACAUCAGAAAAGGAUGAAGGAAAAACUCUAAAUGUCAUUACGUCAACAUUUUUUAAACUAAUAUCUGAAUAUCCUCUGCAGUGCCUUUUGGUUGCAGAGGAAGUUCUGUGGUACAGUGAAAUCUGUAAAAUUUCCCUAAGCCAAGCUCAAAACAAGUGGAUGGGUAUUAAAGCACAAAAUACAGCAAAACUGCAGAGCCUUUGCAAAGCUAUACAGGAUAUCAUUGCAGAUUCCUAUAAUAGCACCUUGGCAACACAGCACACAGUGACAGCGAUUCGUGCCCUAAUUUUACUGAUCAUGAAGCAUUCCCAACAGAUUGCUGGGCUUGUUGACAUAAAAGGCAGUCUGGAAUCUUCUUUUGAAUGGCAGAGGCUUAUGAAGUAUCGCCAUAGUGUCAUUGACAACUGGAGCAAUGUCAGCCAGGAUAAGCCACACUACAGUGAAGGCUCUAUUUAUGUUGAUGUCUUGGGGACACAGUUAGCCUAUGGUAAUGAAUAUACAGGGCCAGAAAACUGGAUGAUGGUGAACACGACUUCAACAGAGCGAGCACAUUUGGGCAUUCUUCUUGCCCUCACUAGUUACAAAUGUGCCUUCAUUAGUGGACCUCUUAUGUCUGGCAAGCAAAGGACUGCACUUCAGUUAGGAUGGGCAUUAGGACAACAAGUUAUCACUUUGAGGUGUUGUUCAAAUACAAGUUUUCUGGUUGUUUGUCAGAUGCUGCUUGGUGCUGUUCAGAGUGGUGCAUGGCUAGUGCUUAGUUCUGUAGAUUCACUGGAACAAGGAAUUUUAUCCAUUCUUGGGCAGUGUUUAACAAACAUCCAUCAAAGUCUGUCAGUAAUUCUGGAAAAUGGACAACAGAAAGAGCUUCAAGAUCACAGUGAUAAGGUUAGACAUUUUGUCAAAAAGCACAGUGAAAAGAUAACUGAAGUCAAAUGCCAGGUUGGAGAAAAAAAUGUUUUGGCCAAGCCAAACUAUGGCUGCAUCAUAAUUUCAUCAAAUGGGUACUCAGUUGAAAUACCAGAAAACCUGCGCAUUACUACAAGACCUGUUUCACUGAUGCAUCCUGACUCUAGCAUUAUUGCAGAGGUUUUGCUGAUUUCUUUGGGAUUUUCUGAAGCAGCCAGCCUUAGCCAACGUUUAAUUUCUCUCCUUAGCCUAGGUAAGGAUUUAUUUUGCCUUCCAGAAUUUGUCUGUAGAGAUCAGUGUUCCUGGCUUGUACUUCUCAGAAAAGUCAUAGAUGCUUCCGGAAUAUACCUGUACAAAAAAUUUGAAGAAACUUGUGAGGAGAGACCAACUGAUUUAAGCUUCAACGCAUCUGAAAACAUAUUACAGGGCUAUCAUUUAUCCCCUCAUAAGUUCACCAGUAAAUCGUCCAUGGCAAAUGCUGUAAGAGAAGAGCAAGCAUUAAUCAAAGGGGUAAUGUCUGUGUUAUUGUCUGCCAUGUCUGAUCACAAUAGAGGCUUUCAAUUCUUCACCAUUUUUGAAGAAAUCUUCCCAGCAGCAAGAUACUACCCAAAUUUUCAAUACAUUAUUGAAGAGAGUGAGAGAAAUGCCCUUAGAAAUGCAGUCACAGAGGAGUUGCAACAAACAGCAUGUUGUGCUGACUCACAAAUACUUCACAAUGCUUUGGCCCUGCAUCAAGCACUGAAGUUUUCUAUGGCAGUUGUGAUUAUUGGGCCAGCAGGUAGUGGAAAAACAACUUUAUAUAGAGCUCUUGCAGGAGCACUUCGGCAGCUUGCAGAAACAUCUGUGGAGGAAAAUGUUGCAGAUACCAACAUUUUGUCACAUUCAUGUUGGUGUUCAGUUGACACAAUGGUCUUAUUUCCUAAUGCUUUGUCACAUGAGGAGCUUUUUGGUGUAUGCUAUGAACAAACGGGUUCCUGGAGGGAUGGUGCCUUCACUAAAGUGUUAAGAGACAUAGAACGGUAUGAGUUUUCUGUUCAUUCUUCUGGGCCACAAAAAGUUAAAUGGCUAGUGUUGGAUGGGGAACCCUUGACCUGCCCAAAGUGGUUUGACUCUUUCAGUACCCUUGGCAAUCCUGAAAAUCCCUUUCUUUGCCUUUCAUCAGGCGAGAAAAUUCAUCCAUCACAAGAGAGAUUUAAAAUUCUUGUUGAAACUACAAACCUUGGGAAUGCCACUCCCUCUGCAUUGGCACGGUGCAGCCUGGUGUGCAUUUCUGGAAAUGACGUGUGGAAAAAUGUGUGGAAAGCUGAAAUUGAUGCCCUGUGCAGGGAGCAUGUUUUGGACCAGAACACUCUGACAAUGUGGAGGUGUCUGGCUGAAGAUCUUUUUUCUAGCACUAUAAUUUUCCUCAGCCAUAAAGGUUUCACAUCUAUACUGUCCAAUGAAGGACUUGAAGCUAGUAAAUCAAGUCCUGGAAUAUCUAAUGGUUUGCAAGAAGUAAUGUCAUUCAUUAAAAUACUCCAUGCUCUUCUGGGGGAGUCUGGAAAUAGGAGUGGCUUGAAAUCAGCAUCUAAACAAAAAAGAGACCCUACCCUCAAGCCACCCUCCACAGAGCUACAUGCAAGAAACCUCUUUGUGAUUGCUUAUAUUUGGGGUUUUGGUGGGCAGCUGCAUCCUAGACACUGGCCACAGUUUGAUAUUUUUGCAAGGGAAGCCUUGUUUAAAUGCCGUUACAAAAUUGAAGUACCAGUUAAAGGCACAGUAUUUGAGCACUUCUUUAACCUUAGUGAUGAAAUGUUGGAAUAUGCCAAUAUGUUCACCAAGAACAGGGGCCCACAACAUUCCUGCACAUCUGUGCCCCAGUAUAAAAAUUAUGCAUACCUCCUGGACCGUCUAUUAGAAGCCCAUUAUCCAGCAUUGCUAGUAGGAGAAGCAGGGUCAGGCAAAACAAUACUGUGCAAGACUCUAUUACAAGAAAGACCACAUCUGCACCUACCAGUAAGCCCACUUCUCUGCUCCGCUGAUUUACGCAAUAUACUUGAGAGGAUUGGGAGCCAGAACACAUCACUGGACUCUUUGGGUACCAUCAUGCAGCAGCAGGGUUCUCUUCUAUUUGUAGAUGACUUACAUGAAUCAGCUUUUGGUAAAACAUCAGCAACUUUGGAAACCUUGCGGCAGUGCAUAUCAAGGGACGGAGUGCAGACUUCAGAUGGCUAUUACUUUAAGCUGUUUAGCUCUGGAGGAAUUAGUUAUCUGGGCACUUGCAGGAUUCUUGGCACACACAAAAGUGGCUACAGUCAGAUUUCCCCACGACUCUCUAGACUGUUUACUAUUUUGGUACUUCCUGUAAUGACUGCAGAUAUUCUUUAUUCCAUCCAGUCCUCACAAUUACUGCAGUGGCUGAGAAAAUUCCCACCUAUGCCAAAGAUUGCAGAUAUGGCACGCUGUAUUGUUGCUACAACCUUUGAUGUGUAUCUUGCUGUGUGUGAACAUUUAUCCUCUUCUGCCAACUCUCCCCACAUUGUUUUUUCCUUAUAUGAUCUUCAAAACGUAUUCCAAGGAAUGUGCCUUUUUGAUCCUAGGACCACAGCCCAACACUUACACCAAAGAAGGCCUAGCCUGAAUUUUCAAAGUCUUUCUUCACCUUCCUUGCCAGACUUUGAUCCAGCUUUUCUGAGUCCUGCAAGGAACAUACUCAGUAUUGCUCGUCUCUGGAUGCAUGAGUGUUUGCGCACCUUUGGUGAUCGUCUGUCCUCAAAUGAAGAAAGCCAAAAACUGGUUUCAUUCCUUUCACAAGCAUCUGAAAAGAAUUUCAGUAGUAAGUUGGCAAUUGAAUCCCAAAUCUUUGGAGAAAUGCUUGACCCUGGAUGUCAAUUAAAAAGCACAACCCCAUAUGAUAUAAACCAGCAUGGACAUAUGACUAUGCAGCAAGAUAAGGUUGAGUGUAUUGUGUCCAGAAAAGAAUCUGCUCCACCUCUCAUGGUUGUAGUGACUGAGGGUCAGUCAAAACUAACUGAAUCAGAGUGCUCUGAGGAGCUGAGCAGCUCCAACUCUAUUGGAGCAUGUGAAAAACCUCAUACCAUCUCUGUAAGGCCUCAGCAGCUGCUGCUUGAGAUUAGUUCUUCUAUCCAUGAUAUGGUCUUUAGCCCAGAAUUUAGUAGACUCCACAUAUGUAGAGCACAGAAGCACUUAAAACACAACAUAGUGUACCAGGAGAGAGACCUGGAUGUGUUAAUAGAACAACUGACUAACAUUGUAAAAAGCAAAGAAGUAAACGAUACUUACUGCAAAUAUGCAAAAUUUGUUGUGUACCACCAGAGAGUACGACAGCUUAUACAUAUCUUACGUGCCUUACUCAUACCUAAUGGACAUGGAGUUCUGUUUGGAGCUGCAAAGAAAACAGGGCGAAAGACAACAGUACGCCUAGCAGCUUAUUUGACAGGAUACCAACUAAUUGAAAUCCACUGUGGAAAUGAGGUCAAACUAAAGGAGCUGUUAAAAGAGGCUCGACAUCAGAUUGACACGCAUGGGGAGCAUAUAGCUUUUAUGGUUCAUGAGAAUACUAGUCAAGCCACUAGGGAUGAACUACUGGUGAUCAUGAAAACUUGGCGUCAAGUAGAUGAAGAACUGAAGGAAGUGAGACCACAUAUCAGUACUGUGGUCAAGAACUCACCAGAUCAAAUGAUUGACCCGGUCAAAAGGUGUUUCAGGAGCAAACAAAGACAUAUUCAUGUGUUUUUGCUACUGCCUCUCGGCCAGCACACUUAUGAAAGAGAAACUGGACAGUCAUCUGUAAUUGCACGUCAUAUUACUAAGGCUUUAACCCUCUGCUGUUGUGUAGAGGUAUAUCAUCCUUGGAGUGCUGAGGCUUUAGUUGAGGUUGCCUCUGUUAAUCUAAAGUACAGUGUAGAUGACAGUAUCUUGGUGGCUAAUAUUGCUCAGGCAAUGGCUGCAAUACACCAGUCUGCUACAAAAUAUGCCUCAACAUUCCUAAAUACCGUUUCUAACCAGCCGUUCAGCCCACAGACAUAUAUUGAGCUGAUAGAAUACUUCAGUCACCUUUGUGACCACCUCUGUGAGCAAGGUAGAACACAAGCCAACAGGCUGGCAGCAAUUCUGGCAUAUUUCAAGGAUCUGACUGACACAGCCCAGGAUUACAGCCAGGAAGCUUUCAGGCUUAAAGUCAAAUUUCAGGAGGCACAAAAGGAGUUAAGCCAGUUGCAAAUGGCUGUGGACACUGAGCGUGCAGUCUGUGAACAGACUCAUCAGCAUUGUUUAUUGGAAGAGAUUUGUCUUUCUCAUCUACAAGAACAGUUACAUCUAGCUGAACAGCAAGCUCAAGAUGCCCUCAAAGAGGUGACUCCACUGUAUCAGGCAGCCCUUAAGGCUCUGCUUUCUUUAAAUCAGUCUGACCUGGAUGAAGUCCGACACUACAGACAUCCCCCUGAUGGAGUGGUCAUUCUGAUGAAUGCAAUAUGCAGGCUAUUCAAUUGCCCAUGCAACUGGGAAAGCGGAAAACAACUUUUAGGGCAGCCUAAUUUCUUGCAGGAACUGCAAUUUUUUGACCACUCAAAGUUAAGCAAUGAGUUGUUUGAAGAGUUGGGACAAAUUGUACAGACACCAAACUUUCAAACAGACUUAGUCUGUGGUGUGAGCCAGGCGUGUGAAUCUUUGUGCAGCUGGGUACGGGCAGUAUACCAGUAUGCCUGUGUUAAGCGCUGUAUGGCUCCACAGGAAGCUCACAAGGACCAUUUAAACAAUUGCAUGGCUGAAAUCCGUGCACGGCUGCAGGUGGCUCGGCUGCAGGAAGAGGCUGCGCAAGACAGACUAGAGGUUAUUGAAAAGCAAUACCAAUUUGUCAGAAACAAUUUAAAGGAGCUUUCAAGCCAGCUCCAUAAGGUUGAAUUCCAAGAGAAAGAGGCUGCUCUCACUAUUAAGCAAGUAAGCUACUACAUUAAGAAAUGGAACAUGGCUAAAAAGGAAACCAACAUGAAUGACCACACCAUUCCAGGUGAUGCAUUGUUAUUAGCUGCUGCAAUAACCUAUUUGGGCCCAUUUGGGCCUGAUAUUCGACUGGAUCUGCUAAAACAGUGGCACAAAAUGUGUCUCACAGGCAAGAUUACCAUUAGUCCAAAAGAUGUGCGAACAUCUUUGUUUGAUGAACCACAGUUUCUUUCUACUGAGAAUGGCAACUUCGUACACAUUCCUGUGGCUAUGGAGAUUCACAGGACUCUGUCACAAGCACUUGGGAGGGAUCAACAUCUCAUUCAAGCACUGUCUCCCAAUCAUGUUUUAAAACUGUUGUUGUGGGGAUAUAGAGCGCCAUGGGCUCACAAAUGGGCUUUGCUUACAGACACACAGCAACAUAAAGAACGCAGUUCCCAAACAAGGCGGACAGAGUAUUCAUACCAGUUCCCAGUAAAUGCUGGAGGAUCUGAAAAAGAAGAGUUUGAGCUCAUUGUUUCUGCAGAUGACCCAGAAUUUAUUAACAAAAUCAGUCAUGGUGCAAAGAAAGGUUUGAAAGUUUUGGUUACUGAAAUUGAGCAUGCUGUGCCAGGAAAAGAGUUCCUCAGUAUGUUAGAUCGGCCAGGUGGAAAUCACAUUUUUGAUGUUUUCCAUCCAGUCAAAGCACUGCACCCGGAAUUUUGCCUGUUCCUCAGCACCUCUCUUCCAGCAAAUGUUCUGUUGGAUGAGAUCCACCCCUUAAUAUUGGUAAAGGUGAAAGUUAUAGAUCUAUCUCUAAGCACAUCAGAAGUCCAGGAUAUUAUUCUGAGUGACUUAAUACAGUCUAAGUGUUCAGAACUUUGGUUGAAGCAUUGCCAGUUGCAGAGAGAUAAACAAGUGCUUCUGGAUAAACUUCAUAUAGAGGAGGUUUCUUUGGUGGAUUACAUCUUGCAGUCUUCCACCCCACUGCUGCAGAAUCCUGAGUUCCUUCCAUAUGUGUCACAGUGUCAGAGAGCCUCACUGAGACUUCAAGCAGAGAUUGAAGACCUGUCCAAUGAAAUCGAUGGUCACAAAGCAAUAAUGAAUGACUUUCAACGCAUAACAGCACUGGCAACAGCCCUUUAUGGGGCUCUCCAGGAUGUGGGACGCCUCUAUCCCUUUUACUUUUUCCCUCUGUGCAGCUUCUUGACCGCUCUGCAGGAAACUUUAGCCCUAAAUGGUUGGCCAGAUGUUACAUGCAGUGCGGAGAUGGUGGAGGGUGUUGUCAUGUCAGACAUUUCACACAGGAUAGUGUCCCACUUACUUGCUCACUAUAGACCCUAUUUAUUCCAGAGCCAUGCAGAAUUACUGAGGUUGUUUUUUUCUGUUGCAUUCUUCAUGCACACUGAGGACUACUCUGAGAUUGAACGUGUCAUCUUUCUCAGAGGACUCAGUAACAUAGAAUCCUCAGACUAUGCACUUGAACAAUCUGCUCCCAUGCUUCCAAGCUGGAUACCAACCCAUACAAAAGCUGUUUUAGGUCUCCUGGAGAAAAUCUCAUCCUUCCAUGGCUUGAUCUCCACUUUGAGGAAUUCAUCCAGACAAUGGCAGGAGUACUUUCACUUUCCUUCAGCCACAGUGGUUGGAAAUGUUCCUUGCCAGUCACACUCCCAACUGACAACAUUACAGCGUGCAAUUCUUUGGAAGACAUUCUGUCCACAAUGGCUUGCAGCAGUGGUGGAUGAUCUCUCUGCUUGUCAGCAAGGACAGAAUAUACGAUCAACUGUGGCAGGUGGUUCUCUUACCAGUUCUCCAGAGGCACUCUCAAGCUUUUUGUCCAGAAAUAAAGGUCCUGUAAUUGUAACUAUGCCAAGUCAAACAGAAUAUGGGUCAGGAAGCAUCCACCCCCUGCACUGGAUUAAACACUCUGCUCGGCACCAAGCAGAAAUGAAAGGGGUGAAGGUGGUUGUACUUUCAUUUGGAUCUAAAUGCCAAAGAGAUGAUGUUCUCUCAUCACUUAAUACAGCUGUUCAGACUGGCUAUUGGCUGGUUUUGAAUAACUGUCACCUGCUCGAUCAUUGGGAUACCAGAGUUGUUACUCAGCUAAGACGUUUAAUAUCCUGCACAGGAAAAGGGCACUGGACGAAUAUGGAGGCAGAUACGGGGCUUGAAGGAGGUGCAGGAAAUCAAGUUCAUCCGGACUUUCGACUGUGGUUUAUAACAAAAGCCAAUGCUCCACUUUCUAUUCCAGCUUUCAUUAGGAUGUGUGCCAUGCAUUUGGUGUUUGACUCUCAGUGGGACCUGAAAGAUGAGCUGUGGUCCUCUUUGAGACAAGUUACCUCCACAGUUCUUCCAGCUAUGAACAUGGUGCAGCCUCUUCUUCGAUCUGCUAUCCUUCAUUCUGUGUUAAUGCAGAGACAAAAACUGAAGCAUCUGGGACACGGGAGCAUUUAUAAAUGGUCUUAUGAGGACCUUCUUGCUCUCACUGAUGUACAUUCCCACAUUGCCAAACUGUGCCAUGACCCUAUUGGAGCACUGGAGUAUGUAGCAGCUUACUUGAUAUAUGGUGGUCACAUAUCAGACUCAGCUGAUUUGGAGGCUGUGAAAGCAGUGUGCAGAGUUUGUCUACAACCACCACCAUCUACAUGGGGUAGUGGCCCUCACCUUCUUUCAGAAAUGAUCAGCAUGAGAGGACAUUUUGAUGAGGACAUUCUGAAAGCUGUACAGCAUUGCACUGAAAUCACACUGAAUAACAAUGAUACCCUGCUUCUGGGAUUCAGUGCAGAGAUGAGAAGUGAUAUAGUGAAAAUAAGAAGUCGGUCACUCAGAAUCCUGCUUCUUCAGGCUGAAGAUAGCUUUGCAGCUGUCAGACAUUAUGAUGGCAUGUUCAAGCAUCUUCCAGAGCUUGCAGACUUCAAAAUGGCUCAAGAAAGAUUACAAGCUUUACAGACCAAGUUUGAAUGGACAGAGGAGAGCAGAGGUGUGGGUGAGGGAAAAGUCUCGCUGGGCCCCAUUCGUACUUUCCUCCAGACAGAGUGGGACAAUCUUGCAGAGAAAGUGUCAUCACUUCUUGAACAUGCUUUUCAACCAUCACAAGACCUUUCUGCUUCUCCACACAUCACAUCAUCCAUUAUUUCAGAGUUGGAGACUCGAGCAAACCUGCUCCAAAUGUAUCAGUUAGAAAAAUACAGUUGUUCACCUCCUAUCUACUGUUUAGCUGCCUUUGCUAACCCCCGGGGCUUUCUGGCUGCUUUGAUCAGAGAGACUGUCCACAUCGAACAGAGUGAUAUCAGCCACAUUACGUUGCAUUUUCAGGUCCUAGGUGCUGCAGCAUCUCCAGCAUUUCAGCCCUCAAACGGGAUCUGUCUUUCUGGAUUGGAGCUACAUGGAGCAUUGUGGGAUACACAACUUGGAGCUCUGCAGGACACCCUGUCACCUAAGCCUUGUCCUUUUCCUCUUCUCUGGGUCAGAGCUCAAGUAAGGAACUCCAACAUGAGCUCCUCAUCUCACAGUUCACCUUCUAAUUCCUACGCUAUGCCUCUCUACAACUGUCCUCUAUAUCUGGACAGUCAGAGUAAGGAUGGAGUCUGGAGCCUCUCAGUGGACAACAUUGUCACUUAUGUUCCACUUAUGACAAGAUUAGAUCCAGUACUUUGCAAGAUGAGACGAGUUAGAUUAGUCUGUGCACUCAAAGAAAAUUAAUU